GUCGCCCUUUUCUCUUCCUCAUUUUCUCGUCCCUCUCAGAUCCCUCUCUAUCUCUCUCCUGAGAGGGCCCAAACCAGAAACCAUGGCGCCACCCCAGCAGCAGCAGCAGCAGCAGCAGCAACAGCAGCAACAGAGGCAACAACAGCAAGGAGGUUUAGGCCAAACGAUCCAAGGAAUUAUAAGAAUGGCGAUUUUCUGGUACUUCGCGAUGAAAUUCUUCGGUCCCAAGAAACCUCCCCCUUCUUCUGAGCCGCCUCACCUCAUUUCCAAUCUUUUCUCAAAGGGAGAAUUCGUGGACAUGUGGGUUUAUCUUUCUGAGCAUGAAAAGUUUAAUGAUUUUGGUAAUGAGGAUGCCCUAGUCUGGCAUGAAACAAAUAUGCCGUAUGCUGUCUGGGGACCACAAAGAACCAGAACAUUGUCAUUGAUGUAUUAUCUUCCAGAGUCAGUGAAGCAUAACGGGAGUUUAUAUGCCCAUGUUUUCUUUGCCCGUUCUGGUUACCCUCCUGACCCGAGUGAUCCUGAGUAUCAACCUCUCUCAGCAUUUGGUAGAACCCAUCCUGUUGUGACUUAUUUGCCCAAGUCGAAGGCUGAUAAACGGAGGAGCUUGCUUGGAGAUGGCAAGGUUUCUGAAGAGGAUGAGCCAUCUGCCCGGGCAACUGAUGAAAGUUCAACUGAAGCCAAAGAUGAAGGACCUACAGAAUGGGUUUCACGUUGGAAAGCAAAUAUUACAAUCAACCUGCUGGAUGACUUCACAAGGUACCCCCAUAAUGCAAUUCCUCCGACUGUCGCGGGUUUCUUGAAUGUCGAGCCUAGCACAGGGAACUAUUACCCUACUGUAGUUUUCAAUGAGUUUUGGCUACUUAAGGAUAAGUUAAUCGCUCUUAAUGAGUCUGUAGAAAAAGUGCCCCUCAAUCUGGAGGUAGGUCCCAUCAGUAUGACCAAGUGGCAGCUUUUCCUUCAAAUAGAUCAAUCAUUUCAGAUUCACCGAAGUUAUGGAAGCAUGCUUGAAGGCGAGGCUGAUGAACUUAAGAGGGUGUUCCUGGAAGGCAAUCCUUAUCUCCUGCUGAUCACCAUGGUUGUAUCUCUGCUGCAUUCAGUGUUCGACUUCUUGGCUUUUAAGAAUGAUAUUCAAUUUUGGAACAAAAAUAAGUCUAUGGAGGGUUUGUCAGCAAAGUCGGUUGUUGUGAGCUUCAUCUGUCAGCUGAUUGUGUUCCUCUACCUUCUCGACAAUGACACAUCUUGGAUGAUCCUCGCCAGUUCUGGCAUUGGAUGUUGUAUAGAGUUUUGGAAAAUUGGGAAAGCCAUGCAUAUUGUGAUUGAUCGGAGUGGUUCCAUCCCCAUGCUGAGGUUUAAGGAUAGGGAAUCUUAUGCAAGUAAUAAGACAAAGGAAUAUGAUGAUCUUGCGAUGAAGUAUCUCUCCUAUGUACUCUUCUUCCUUGUAGCCUGCUCCUCUAUAUAUUCUCUCAUGUACGAGCGCCACAGGAGUUGGUACUCAUGGAUCCUCUCUUCCCUCACAAGCUGCGUUUACAUGUUUGGAUUCAUUAUGAUGUGUCCACAGCUCUUUAUAAACUACAAGUUGAAGUCGGUUGCUCAUCUCCCAUGGAGGCAGAUGACUUACAAAUUCCUCAACACCAUAAUCGAUGACCUCUUUGCCUUUGUCAUCAAGAUGCCAAUGCUCCACCGCCUCUCCGUCUUCCGUGAUGAUGUUAUUUUCCUCAUUUAUGUAUACCAAAGGUGGAUAUACCCAGUAGACCGAACACGGGUGAAUGAAUACGGGUUUGGAGGCGAGGAAGAGAAAACCCCAGCGCCUGUUGCUGUAGAAGGUGCAUCGGAUGGGGAUGGAACAGAUGAUAAGAAGACCAAUUAAUAACUUUUUUCAUCUGGUUUAAUCUAACCUUCAAAUUGUGUUUUUCUUACUUUCAGUUGUAUUAAUUGAAUUUUGUUUUUUUCCUCUUCCACUAGUUACUUACGAGUUAGUAACUGUAGAUCAUAAGCAAAAUGGUAUUUGGUUUCUUCCUAGUUUUGCUCCCCAUUGAGAAGGCUCCCUUCUAUAUUUAUCUUUUGUUUCUUGCUCCCCAUAAGCAAGUAAAGCUUUCUGUCUUUUCAAUUUC
Messenger RNA from Amborella trichopoda, 2111 nucleotides. RefSeq lists its product as uncharacterized. Gene Ontology annotation, cellular component: membrane; endomembrane system. The record is from RefSeq and is a predicted model, not a curated record. NCBI's taxonomy places the organism in Eukaryota, Viridiplantae, Streptophyta, Magnoliopsida, Amborellales, Amborellaceae.